AUGUCUAGCUCCGACACCCGCUCAGACUCUGCCUCCCCCAGUAAGGAUAAGUCUCUGCUAGCACAGGUGGAGUCCUACAUCAAGAGGCUAAUGAAGGGAAUUCCCGUAAUUUUACGUGUCGAACACGAUGACGGCGACUCGAACGACGAGCCCGUGACGAAGUCUGCUAUCUGCACUGGGAUCCUCAACCGUAACCUCGAGUCUGUCAAGUUUACCCCGUUGAAGGACGAGGAGUCAACGGAUGCCAGCAAGGAUCCUGGUAUCGUGAUUGAGCUGGAGGACGUCGAAAAGGUCGUCUGUCUCAACGAGAACCAUCCUUCGGUCGUCUUAGUCAUUCCUAAAUACGAUCGAUAUGUCGAGAUCGUUAGCAGCGGCGUGGAAGAUUUCAAAGCAUGGUAUGCAACUCUGCAUAUGCUCUGUCCAGGAGAGACUGAAGAUGACUCGUCCAUCACAGAUGAUAGUCAAGAUGCUUCAUCUGACAAUUAUGACGCCUCCUCUCCUGAGCUGUCAGCCAAAGCACGCAGAGCUAUGAUGGAGGUUCUCCUGUCGGUCAGCCCCGCGUCUGAGGACUCGCCUUCUCGUGGCUCGGAAGAACACCAGGUUGCGCAGGUUAAUGCUCUGAAGCAGAUCAUCUCUAGCCAAGGAAGGCUAAUCGAUGCUCUUCGGCGUGACAGGGAUCGCAUGCAGAUUCUAGAGAUGCAAAAUCGGGAUCUCGUUCGUGUCCUGAAAGAGCGUGAGAUCAGCUUGGAUGAACUAAUGGGAGUCUGCCAGCGCCUGAUGGACCAGCAAGGGAAGUGGGUGAACAUCCACCUUGUACGGAACACGGCCGUGCUGAAGCCGUCUAAGCCUGCUUCGGCCAGCCGAGAUCCUUUCGCACUGCCUGCAGUGCCUCAUGUAUCGGAGUCUGAGAAGAACGAAUAUAAGGUUGGUACUACAUGUCGGUGA
Molecule: messenger RNA, 945 nt
Organism: Perkinsus marinus ATCC 50983
Lineage: Eukaryota; Perkinsozoa; Perkinsida; Perkinsidae
Exons: 10
Coding region: 1-945 (314 amino acids)
Source: RefSeq, a predicted model, not a curated record